AUGUCUGCCAAUAACUCUACUACUACUGAAAUGGAAGCCGCUCCCGCUCUUGUUGAUGAUGUUCCAUCCACCAAAGAUAUCUUUUUGAAUCGUGCUAGACUGUACCCACUUGUGCAAUCCACAAGAAGUGCAAUUUAUUCGAUUCCGUGCACUACUCAAGUAAAGAAUGCUAUCAAGCCAACACUCAAGAUUAUCAGAAGCACAGAGCCGAUCAAGACUAUCAUGGAUAAUGGUGACUUGAUUGGUAUAUAUUCUCUCGAUCAAUUGGAUAGGAUAUUCCCUACUUUGAAGACAUUGGAGGCUCACGAUUUGACUGAUCCUGUUACUCGUCCCUUCAGAAGUACCUCUACGUUUGUUAAUCACUGCAUCGAAGGCACCAACCAAAACUUUCAAUCUGUGGUCGUUCAGCCCACUAACAAGGCCAUGAAUGAUUUAAGAACUAGUUUAUUUUCUGUCAUCUAUGACGCUAAUGGCAAAGGUGUAAUCUCUAGCAGAGCAGAUCCGAUCUUCAAACCAAUUAACAACCAGUUAGAAACGGCUAUUAGCAGAUACUUGCACGAUAUCAAAACCGUACCUGAAGAGGGACUGACUAGUGAAAUGUCCAGAACUUGGAGAAUCUUGCUUAAUGCUAUGAUGGGCGUCCAUCAAGUAGCUGAGGUAUCAGUUCAGCCCGAAGUUGGUUCAGUGGUUCCUGAACAAUCAACAGAAGGAAUUGCAAUUGUUUAG
Messenger RNA from Dujonia railenensis, 726 nucleotides. Lineage: Eukaryota; Fungi; Ascomycota; Pichiomycetes; Serinales; Debaryomycetaceae. The record is from the annotation of a GenBank genome assembly.